GGAAAAGGUAGAAGCAGAAGAAGGAAGCCCAAACCCACCUGCGUCGUCUCCUCUCUACAUCGUGGAAGAAGCCUGUCACUCUCGCCGUCGAGCAAGAAAGAAUAAGAAGGACAGCAGUACAGGAGCUCGGUCAGGGGGCAGAAACCAGGAGCAAUAUGCAGAACGAUAAGGACGGCAGGAUGAUGACAAAACGCAAAACCAGAAGUUCUUCCAAAUUAAUGGAUGAAUCUCGAGGAAAGAAAGGUAGAACUGAAGAUGGUGUGAUCCAGAUUGAUGGUGAUUUGCAGGCAGAUUGGAAUGACUUAGUUAGGAAAGGCCGUACCAGAUUUUCUUACUUGCAAUUCGCCAAGAAGGGUGAAACAAAGUUUACACUUCCAACAGUUCUCAAGUACACUAGAGAGGAAGUGAACCUUGUCCACUACAUAUUUGCUAAGGAUCUUCCAGAAAAGGAAGUCCUGGUCGAAACCAUGAUGCAAUCCUAUACACGACAGGUGUUGUGGUCCCUCUGCCCUAAGUCUAAUGUCGCUGAUGAUUUGAGCCUGGCGGAAGUUUGGAGGGAUGUUGGAGAUGGAAGAGUAGUCUGUUAUCUACCUGCUGAACUACAAGAAAUGGUGAUUAACUAUGGCAUGACAUCAAAAAAAGCUCUAGAGUGUUAUGGUCCAAAGUUCUUGGCAAGAGCUCACACGUGCAGAAAGGUGUGUCUGCCCAUGAAAGAUGCAAUGGACGGUGAUGCAGUUCACUGGUAUUUAGCUGUCAUUAUGCUGGAUGACAAACAAGUCCAUAUUUUGGAUUCGUAUCCUUCUAAAAAG
Molecule: messenger RNA, 809 nt
Organism: Linum tenue
Lineage: Eukaryota; Viridiplantae; Streptophyta; Magnoliopsida; Malpighiales; Linaceae
Source: the annotation of a GenBank genome assembly